Molecule: messenger RNA, 3844 nt
Organism: Amphiprion ocellaris (clown anemonefish)
Lineage: Eukaryota; Metazoa; Chordata; Actinopteri; Pomacentridae
Product: transmembrane protein 79-like
Exons: 5
Coding region: 265-1521 (418 amino acids)
Biological process (GO): regulated exocytosis
Cellular component (GO): trans-Golgi network membrane; lysosomal membrane
Source: RefSeq, a predicted model, not a curated record
UGUGUGUUUGCUAUCUGCGGUUAAAGAGUGAGUUGAACACCUGGUUUCACCUGACAGACAACUUCUCACUUCACCUGUGGGAAAAAGAAAAACAGUCCAGCAGCUGCUUUUACAGCGAGUUUCGGGUUGUUUCGAUGAUGUGACCGAAUUAAAAACAGGGAAAUGCAACCUAAAAUGACUUCUAACGUCUGCUAACAGUCACACCUUGGCAGUGCAACGAGUAUCAGCUGAAGCAAAAGAAGCAUUUAUUUUGAGCGCUCAAGAAUGUCCGGGCCGGGUGGUUUGAUUACAGAUAAAGUGGAGGAGGUGGCACCUCCUGGUCCCACUGCUGAGCCACAGGUCGGUAAGAGCGCAGAGGAAAGAAGCGAGGAGUUAAAGGAAGAAGAGGAGGAAAUGACCAGCUCUGCUCAUCUGGAGCCGAGCACUCUACCGUGGCCAGGAGACAAAAACAACACGCCUCUGCUGGACCAGGACGACGGAGUCUGGUCGGAUAAAGCAGCUUCAGAGCCCGAAGAGAGAGACACGGGGAUCAGCGGAGGCAGCCAGGAUCUGUCAGAGGAGCAGAGUCAGCCGGAGAGUGACAUAAAAAACAAAGCCAUAUGGAGGGAGAGCAUGCCUGAGGGCGAGAGGUGGAGGGACGACGAGAUCGAGGUGCAGCGGGACGAUAAAGGAGAUGGAUCGCUUGCAGAUGAUGAAGAGGAAGAGGAGGAAGAAGAUGAGUCGAAGUGGGUCUCAGAGAAAGCCUCUCUGGGCAUCACUCCACAUGUCACCAUUGUGUGUCCGUCCCGCAGCGAGGCUCCAGCGGAGAGCAGACACAUCAUAGAGAAGGAGGAGGAGAUGGAGCCUCAGAUGGAGCCUGAAUCAGCUGUGCAGUAUUACCCCCAGUGGACCGAGCAGGACGACAAGUUCUACCUGUGUGAACAUCUGUGCAGUGAGAAACUGAGGCUGGUUUUAGCGACGUUAGCUGCAGCGCUGCUCUUCCCUCUCCUGGUGUGGGGAGGUUACGCCCUCAUUCCCUUCGACUCACCGCUGCUGGAGAGCGCCCCCAUCAGGGUGGUGUACACGCUGCGCUGCUCGUUCUUCGCCAUCAUCCCCAUCCUGCUCGGUGUGGUGGUGCAGGGAAUCGCCCGGCUGCGUUUCAGCGUCCUGAAGCCCCUCUAUGACAACAAAGUGGUGAACAGAGACGUGGCGGUGCACUGGCACUAUGUCAACGAGUCGCUCACCCUCUUCCUCUUCUUCUUCCUGCAACUGGCUGUGAUGGCGACGUACAUCGACCAGGACCUCGUCAAACUGGUGCCGCUGCUCACCAUCGUGUUUGUGUUCGGCAGGCUGAUCUACUGGCUCUGCCUCACUCUGGACAGCAGCAUCCGGGGCCUCGGCUUCGGCUUCUCCUUCUUCCCCAUCCUGGUCAUGCUGGGCGUCAACCUCUACUACGUCUGCUCGUCGGUCGGACAGGGGUCGGUUUUCGACGUGGCGUCGCCAACGACGGCUCCUCCCCCUAAACAGCGCUGGUGGGGCUGAAAAACCACACCUGGAAGUCGGUGAGGAGCUGACAGACAAAACUACUGAAACACCUCUGAUAUCACAGCUCACACAGACACCUCAGUUUGUUCUUUAGAUGUCCUUUAAAGUUGUAAUCCUCAAGAGGUGAUUCAGCGACACCUGUGGUUACCAUGGUAAUAGCAAAUGUGGUUUCUUACUCCGGCUAACACUCCUUGACUUUGUGAGAGAUGCAGCAGGAAAGCAGCCAGUGUGUCUGUUUACAGAGCAGCCAAACUAGCUCAGGGUUUAAACUUUGAUCAAAAACACACAAUAAUCUGCGAAUUCUGAACAUUUUGUUUACACGUUUUUGCCGACCAAAGUGACAAAUAUGUUGCGUUUCGUGUGGCUGCAGCAGGAUGUAAGUUUUAUAUUUGGAAUAACUAAAUCCAGCUCUUGCAUAGAGAGCAACCGAAUGAAACACAAACAGUAGAAACUGCUGUAAAGUCAGCCUAAAUGCUUUUCUUGGAAUAUCAGAUUACUAAUAAAAAAAAAACAGGAAAAUUCAGAGUGUAAAUAUAUUUAAUGGUGACCAUCAAAAGUGAGGUCUGAUUUCAUUCGAAUCUUAAGAAUUACAACUUCUACUCUUCAUUCUGUUCUCCAUUCACAACUAAAUCAGCUCUAUAAACCAGUCUGUGGAUGAAUUUAAAGCUUCAAUCUAAAACUACGUAUAAAGAAAUGCAGAAGAAUUAUUCUCAUGCUAGUUUGAGAUCAAAAUGCCUAAAAGUUUACGUACUCUGCUUGUAAAGGAUGUAUACUGACGGUCGUCUCUUCUCGCAGCUUGUUUACUAAUUUUGUAUUCACAUUUAUCCUCCAUCAGACACUUUUUAACGGCCUUUAACUUGUUUCUAUUUUGAGCUGAUGACGUCUGUUGUAAGGCCAAAGAGAUUCAUGUGAGCUCAUCCAGAGUUUGGAUGUGAUGCAGCAGAUAAAGAGAAAUAUAAAACCUGAACACAGUCGGAUGUAAACACAGAUUUAGAAAAAAUAUACUAAUAUUUAAGAGUAAUAUUAGAUUUUUUUUUAUAUGAGGUUGAAUUAUGAGCAUCAAGUUGUUUUUAUGAAUUGUAUGAUUUUUUUACUUUAUUUUGUAGACACACUGUGUCUGUGGUAAUCUUUAAACUUUAUAUUUAUAACUGUUAAAUGCAUCUUUUGUUUUACUGAUCAAAGGCUUUUUCUUUGUUUAUAGCAGCAUCAACUGCUUUUCUAUUUUUGGAUAGUCUCUGCUUUCUGUUGAAGGAUUUUUUUUCAGUAUUGCUGAAAAGACAAAGUAAAUAUGAUUCAUAUUUGGGACCUUGAAUGAGCUCAAUAAAACUUCACUAUGAACUAUAACUGUGUACAGCUGCUGAUCAUAUAUUAAUUUCACUAAUUAUCUGUCCAGAAAAGAGCGAUUACACACACAAAAAAAAAUCAAAGUUUAACCCUCCUGUUGUCUUCAUUUACAGGCACCAAAAAGAACUGUUUCCUUGUCUGAAAAAAAUCCCCAAAAAUUCCCCAAAUUUCUGAAAAUUUGCAAAACCUUCAGGAAGAAAAUUCCAAUAAGUCCUUAAAUGUUUCCCUUAAAAGUAUUACUUUUUAAAAAAUUCUCCUAAUUUGACAAGAAAAUUCUUGUAAAUAUUUUCCAAAAAAAUUAGUAAAAAUUUUCCCAAAAAAAUCCUAAAAAUAUCUAAAGUGAUUACAUAUAUAUCAGUAAAACUUCUAUUUUCUUUAAGAACAUUCACCAAAAUAAAAUUUUUAGUGAAUGUUCUUAAGAAACAUUUUUAACAUUUCUUUUUUCCCACCAAAAAAUGUUCGAUUUCCCAAAAAUGUUGAAAAUGUGGACAUCAGAAGUUUCACUGUGAAAUUUUUUUUUUCUCCACAUUUUCAAACUUUAAAACGGGUCAAUUUUGACCCACAGGACGACACGAGGGUUAAGCCACAAAUUAUAAACAUGGGUCUUUCAUGAAUCAAUAACAAAUUCCUAGUCAUGUGCUGUUGUGUCCUUGGGCAAGACCCUUUACCCACCUGGCCUCCAGUGCUGCUACUCACACUGGGGUAUGAAUGCGUGUGAAUGCUGGUGGUGGUCGGAGGGGCCGUAGGCGCAGAUUGUCAGCCACGCUUCCGUCAGUCUGCCCCAGGGCAGCUGUGGCUACAAAUGUAGUUUAUCACCGCCGAGUGAGAAUGUGUGAGUGAAUGAAUAAUGGGUUCAUUGUGAAGCGCUUUGAGUGCCUUGAAAAGCGCUAUAUAAAUCUUAUCCAUGAUCAUUAUUAUUAUUGUACCACAGCUAUUGUAUACCAGCUAAUGUAUUAAAGUAACGUAUGAGAGCUAA